AUGAAGCCCAAUCACCGCCCGAGAACCGCCGUGGGGCGAAGUGAGAUCAGGUCCGAGAGAAAGGAGAAGACAGCUCUGCUGGUGUGUCCCUCUCUAAUCAGAUUCCAGUGCAUUGGAUUGCAUGGGGAAAAGAGGCACUUCUUGCCAGACAGCCAGAUCCAAUCUAAUCCGGGCUAUUGAGAUCGUGGAGAUGAUGCAAUUAAGACGAGGGUUGGGGGGGAGUUCCCAGGAGAUCGGCAUCGGUUAGAGCGGCAGAGAUCACCCGAAGGAGAGCGGCAGCGUUUUCUAGUCGACAUGAGAGCUUCAUUUCCUUUGCUUCUCGUUCCUCUCAUGACCCUCAUCUUCCUGACUCCGGUCCACCUUCGUGGGAGUGAGGAAUGGAUGGAGGAAGACGAUGGAGAGAGGAGAUACAGCGGGGAAGAGGCGAGGAACGGAUCUGAGAUCCUGGUUCAAUUGGGCGGGACUGCACUCCUCCCGUGCACAUUAGCCCAUCUCCUCCUACUCUCGCCCGAGGACGGAGAUCAGGUAUCCUGGAUCCGGAGGAGAGACCUCCAUCUGCUGACAGUGGGAGCGGGGGCAUACAGUGGGGACUCCCGCUUCAUACCCGUCAAGGGCAGGCAUUCCUCCACUUGGGCGCUGGAGAUCAGUAGAGUGGAGAAAGGGGACGAGGGGGUCUACGAAUGCCAGCUCCCCACUUAUCCCCCGCAGUCUCUCUUCCUACGCCUUCGAGUCAUCGAGGCAGAAGCGGAGAUCACGGGAGGCCGCGACCAGGUGCACGUGAUGAGUGGCAGUAAACUGGAACUGACGUGUGUGUUACGACAAGCGACGCAGAGCCCCGAAUUCCUCUUCUGGUACAGGGGCGACACGCUCCUCAACUUCCGCAACGAUCGCCCCGACCUCGCGGUGAAAACGAAGGGGUUCUCGUCCGUUCUGACCAUCGAGAGGGCGAGGAAGGAGGAUUCCGGGAAUUACUCCUGCGUUCCGGACAAGGCCAAGCCUGCUUCGGUUCUCGUUCACGUCAUCCACGGUGAGAACCCUGCUCCGAUGCAGCAAAAGGGCGGAGGCGGGACAUUAUGGGAGAGAAAGACUCUCUUCGGACUUCUAACUUACAUCUUCGUCUUCAGUGUCAUCCGGUGAUUCUCCCUCGAGGACCAAUAAAUAAAAACGAGAGAGAAAACAAGAGACCACAAGGGACUUUUCGGACGCUGUUCUACAUAUCUCCUUUUUAUUCGUGCGAUGAAGGGCGUGGUUGAGACCUCCGUCGGCAAUGAAUGGACCAGAGGG
Molecule: messenger RNA, 1284 nt
Organism: Darwinula stevensoni
Lineage: Eukaryota; Metazoa; Arthropoda; Ostracoda; Podocopida; Darwinulidae
Source: the annotation of a GenBank genome assembly